GUUGCACUUAUUUCUUCACAAUAUUUAAUAUUCUCAUUCCAUUUUUACCCUUUUUUUUCCGUCUUGAACCGUCUACCUUCCACCCUACCCAAUCCAUCUCUUCUCAUCUCUAUUUUUUCCCCUUUCAUUCUGUAUUAACAUCAUGGAGCGCCUUCCAUAUCCUAGAAGGUUAUCAGAGGAUGAAGCUGAAAAAUUCUGCAAAUCGGACUGUAACUCUAUAAAAUCUUCUUGUUAUGAGGUAUGUAUGAAAUCUUUUUCCCCACCACAAACUCCUCCGCCUAUCUCUUCACCAUCUCCUCAUUCAAACAAACCUCACAAGUUGUUGAUUAUCAUACUACCAGUUUUGGCCGUUACUUUUGUUGCUCUUUGCUGUUAUAUUCUCUACUUCAAGUUCUAUUUAAAUCGGCGUGCUUCCCGGAGAGCAUCGUCACAGCCGCCACAAACAGAUGAUGAUGAAACUCACGAUGAUUUUCUUGAUGAAGAUCAUCGCCCCGUGGUCGACCACCAUAUCUGGUACAUCAACACCGUCGGUCUGCAGCCGUCGAUUAUUAGUUCCAUCACGGUUUGCAAGUAUAAGAAAGGCGAUGGUCUUGUUGAAGGAAGUGAGUGCUCCGUUUGUUUAAACGAGUUUCAAGAGGAUGAAACUCUCAGACUUUUGCCUAAAUGUAAUCACGCUUUUCAUCUCCCUUGUAUUGAUACUUGGCUUCAUUCUCACACCAAUUGCCCUAUGUGUCGAGCUCCAAUUGUUACGUCCAGUGAAGCAUCUUCUUCGUCAUCGACAUCGGAGUCGAAUACUGAUAAUUCAACGACUAACAGAGAUACCCAGGCUGAAAUUUUGCGAGAUGAUAGAGAAACCGAGAGGGAAUUGGAGGAAGCAGCUUUUGAAAGAAGGAUUGGAAUUGAACCGAUUAGAAGAUCGGUUUCUUUGGAUUCUGUAUCGGCUUUUAAGAUAAGUCAAGGUGUUGCUAAUUUUGGCAUUCAAGAAGAACGUAGAGAAAGUUCAAGAAUAAGAAUUGUUCCAAGAAGAGUAAGCAGGACUGAAAGCUUGAGGAGAUUUGUGAGAAGUUCUUCAAUUUCAAGAACUUUGCAACUUGGUCCAGUUUCAUUCAAAAGAUCAUCUUCUUGCAAUGGGAAAUUAUUGUUACCAAGGAGCAUUUGAAGCCGCCACUCCAAAUGUUUCAGGUCAGAUAUCCGAACACUUUAGAUUCCACAUGAAUCGGGGGGCUGAGGCUUUUUCUUUAUUUUUUGUGUUCAAGAUCAAGAAACAAAUAGAACUUCACCAGUAAAGAAUUAUUUGUAAGUAAAAAUUCUCUUCUUAUAUUUCACAGUUUUGUUUGAUGAAA
Messenger RNA from Mangifera indica (mango), 1343 nucleotides. RefSeq names its product E3 ubiquitin-protein ligase RING1-like. Lineage: Eukaryota; Viridiplantae; Streptophyta; Magnoliopsida; Sapindales; Anacardiaceae. Gene Ontology annotation, biological process: protein ubiquitination. The transcript has a single exon. Bases 143 to 1159 code for a protein of 338 amino acids. The record is from RefSeq and is a predicted model, not a curated record.